Molecule: messenger RNA, 1210 nt
Organism: Photinus pyralis (common eastern firefly)
Lineage: Eukaryota; Metazoa; Arthropoda; Insecta; Coleoptera; Lampyridae
Product: amphiphysin-like
Exons: 6
Coding region: 89-1195 (368 amino acids)
Cellular component (GO): plasma membrane; cytoplasm
Molecular function (GO): phospholipid binding; protein binding
Source: RefSeq, a predicted model, not a curated record
UACAGCUAUACAAAUAGCAUCAAAAUCAUUAUUGGAAUCUAUAGGAGAAAUUUAUGAAAGUCAAUGGUCUGGACACGAUUUACUAUUUAUGCAAACACAAUCUGUAGAUAUGCUAUGGCAAGACUUCAACCACAAAUUGGCCGAUCAAGUUUUGAUACCACUCAAUACGUACCAAGGGCAAUUUUCAGAAAUGAGGAAAAAAAUAGAUAAAAGAGGCCGCAAAUUAGUUGACUAUGAUAGCCAAAGGCAUAACUUUCAGGCUUUGCAAUUAGGCAUGACUAAAAAGAGAGACGAUGUGAAAUUAAAUAAAGGCCGCGAACAGUUGGAGGAAGCGAAAAGGACUUACGAUAUGCUAAAUUCGGAAUUGCAUGAUGAAUUACCAGCUUUAUACGAUUCAAGAAUACUUUUCCUUGUAACAAACUUACAGUCCUUAUUUAGUGCCGAGCAGGUGUUUCAUACUGAGAAUGCAAAGGUGUUUGCAGAGCUAGAGGCCAUUGUAGAUAAAUUAGCAACCGAAAGUCAGAGGGGUUCGUACAGCGUUAAAAAAAGUAAUGGAUCAACUUUACCAAGAAAUACAAUUAAUAAUUCACCUGUAAUCAAUAAUAUAUCACCUCCACCCAUAAGCAGUAUUCCAGGAAAACCCGCUGAAGAGCCUGCAUCACCCAUCACUACUAAAAUCCAAAACGAUAACGAUAAAUCCAUUUCUUCACAAUCUGAAGAAUCAAACGCAGUGCCUAUAAAAACUCUUCCGCAUUCUAAUUCCCCACCAGCUACUCCCGAAGCACCUAUUAACUCUACACCGCCACUCGAUAAAUCCGAAUCUAAUAAUGUAGAUGGCUGCAAUAAUCCUAUAUUGCUCUCCAAAGCAAGUGAUGUUAAGACUCAUGUUGACAAUAAAACAGCAACUAAUACAAAUGAUACUGAAACUUCUCACACCAAACAUACUGAAGAACUGUAUGACAUUCCUGUGGGUGCCACCACUGAUAAUCUACCAUCUGGAGUUUUGUAUAGAGUGAAAGCAACUUACAAGUAUGCCAGAGAAGAUGCAGAUGAGUUAUCGUUUGAUGUUGAUGAAAUUAUUCAAGUUGUGGAAUAUGAUGAUCCAGAAGAACAGGAAGAAGGAUGGCUAAUGGGAAUUAAAGAAAAUAACGGAGAGAAAGGUAUGUUUCCAGCAAACUUUACAAAGCCAUUGUAGAUUGUCUUGUUUUUA